GGAGGACAGUCACACCCAUUAUUGACUUGCAGCGUAAAAAUUAAUUAUCAAGACACAGACUAGAUCGACUACAGACUGGGAACAGCUUGGUGCUAGCAGCUAAGAAACACACAAUGGAAAAGACAGUAGAAAGAGCGAAGGUUGCCGAACAGGCUGAAAGAUAUGAAGACAUGGCACAGGCAAUGAAGGAUCUAGUUAAGACCAAAAGAAAAUUAUCGACAGAAGAGAGAAACUUGUUGUCUGUGGCCUACAAGAAUGUAGUCGGUGCUCGUCGUAGUGCUUGGAGGGUGGUCUCCAGCAUUGACGAUAAGAAUUCUAAUGAAGCAAAAGGUGUCCUGAUUGAAGAGUACAAGAAAGAGAUUGAGAAAGAGCUUACCGAUAUCUGCAAUGAAGUACUUGAACUCCUUGAUAAAGUCCUUAUUCCCGGCUCUGACGAUGAAUCAGACGAGUCCAAGGUGUUCUACCAAAAGAUGAAGGGUGACUACUAUCGUUAUAUUGCCGAAGUUUCCACGGAGAACAGAAAGGACUCUGUGGAUAUGGCUAGUGAGGCAUAUAAAUCAGCCCAGGAAACUGCAACCAGUAGCAUGUCACCCACCCACCCCAUCCGACUUGGUCUGGCUCUCAACUUCUCCGUGUUCUACUACGAGAUUGCAAGCUUACCAGACAAAGCCUGUGAGCUCGCUAAAACGGCAUUUGAUGAUGCUAUUGCUGAGCUUGAUCAGCUGCAGGAGGACUCUUACAAAGACAGCACUCUCAUCAUGCAGCUCCUUAGGGACAACCUCACUUUGUGGACAGCCAGUGAUAAAGUGGAGGAUGACGAAGAAGAUCAAUAGAGGAGAAAUUAACUGUACGUGUUACCGUUUUAUAGAGAACAUUCAUAUACUUAUAAAAUUUUAGUUUUUAGGUCUAUGUGUAGUUAUAAUUCGUCGAUGUAUGGUCCUUCUUUUUUAUGAUUUUGUAAGUGUGUUCUAAUUUAUGAUUGAUGUAUAAUUAUAUAUAUCAGUCUGCAUGUAAAAUUAAUAUCAAAACA
This is a messenger RNA of Halichondria panicea, 1030 nucleotides long. Its product is annotated as 14-3-3 protein zeta-like. Lineage: Eukaryota; Metazoa; Porifera; Demospongiae; Suberitida; Halichondriidae. The transcript has 6 exons. Gene Ontology annotation, cellular component: cytoplasm. The record is from RefSeq and is a predicted model, not a curated record. Gene Ontology annotation, biological process: signal transduction; intracellular protein localization. The coding region runs from base 114 to 833 and encodes 239 amino acids.